This is a messenger RNA of Macrosteles quadrilineatus (aster leafhopper), 1227 nucleotides long. RefSeq names its product cell-death-related nuclease 7-like. The coding region runs from base 88 to 1194 and encodes 368 amino acids. Gene Ontology annotation, molecular function: deoxyribonuclease II activity. The transcript is spliced from 8 exons. Gene Ontology annotation, biological process: apoptotic DNA fragmentation. NCBI's taxonomy places the organism in Eukaryota, Metazoa, Arthropoda, Insecta, Hemiptera, Cicadellidae. The record is from RefSeq and is a predicted model, not a curated record.
UCAACUAAAUUCACCAUUUUAUACUUUGCAUGUUGGAUUGUUCGAGUUAGUAAAAAUGUUGUAAAACUCUAUGUUUGUGUUUUAAAGAUGCGUUUUUGUAAGUUUGCUACAAUUUUAGUAUUUUCUUCAUUAGUUGUGCUAGCCUUUUCUCAAGAUGAAUUUGGAUGUCGUGAUGAAAGAAACGAUGUAGUCGACUGGUUUUUGGUUUACAAAUAUCCAAUUAGAACAAUUCAUACUAAUGAGUUUGUCAGAGAAGGAAAGGGUCAUGCCUACAUAACCUCUAACAGAAUUUCAAAUGUUUGGACACAUUCUGGAAGGUCAAUUGAAGAUGAAAAUAACAUUCUUGGAAAUACCUUGUCUCCAUUAUAUAAGGAGGAACAAAGGAAGAACCUGUUGUACUUUAUGUACAAUGACCAAACCCCCACUCACACUUACCAAGGGGGAGGACACGCAAAGGGAGUUAUGGCCGGUGACAAAAAAGGAGGAUUCUGGAUGGUCCACAGUGUUCCUAACUUUGUGGCCAGUGCCACGACCAACAAAUAUACCUACCCUAGUACAGAGCUGCAGUUUGGACAGAUCUUCUUGUGCUUAUCACUCAAACCUAAAAAUCUGGAGACGGCAGGUAAAUUGAUGCGGAUCAAUAGAAUUCAAAUAUAUGAGAAGUCAAUUCCAGCAGAUCUCAAGGCCAAGUACCCAGAAUUAGUUAAGACUGCAGAAGAAAACAUGUCAGCUGAAGAUUGUUCAACCCAAAUGCCCCGAGGUUCGCCUAAGCCUACAAAGGAAAAUUUCAAAUUACCAGGAAAUUUGCCUAUUCGUGUCUUUGCCAAGCCGCCAUGCCAUACAAUUCCUAAAGGUGAUUUUGAUAUCUACAGUGAUUUUGUAGUUCCGGAUCUGAAAGUCAAUAUGCUGGUUCAAACGAUGCCAAUGGGAGAAACUCCCCAAGGUUCCAGCUGCGACGGAACAUACAAAUUGGUGAAUGUGAAGGAAACCAGAGUUGCUGGUGUGCAGAUUCCUACUGAAGAUGACAACUCCAAAUGGGCUGUCUCAGAUUCACAGGCAAAACCCUGGAUUUGUAUUGGUGACAUAAACAGGGAUCCUUCUCUGAAGAGACGUGGCGGCGGGGCUGUGUGUGUUAAAAAUAAACCCUUGUGGGAGGCAUAUCAUAAAAUUGUUAUCGAGAGAGAAACUUGUUAAAAAAAUUGAAUUAACAGAUCUCCAUUGAUUUAU